AUGCCCCUCGACAGAUUCAUUCAUACCGCCAUCGGCACCAAACUCUCCUUCCUGGCAAUAGCCGAACAUUGCAACGUGCCCCCGUCCUUAAAACAAGUCCGGAGACUCCGUGGGGCUCCAAUGGAUAAAUCAUCGGAGUCGUCGUUGUGCAAGGGGGCGCGAGAGACGUGUGUUGUGUUCCCUUGGUUAGGCUGCAGGGUGCAGGGUGAAGUCCAGAGAGCAGCGGACACAGAUAACGACGUGAGCGGCGCGGAGGAGGUGACGUCACAUACCUUCACUCGGCGCCGCUGGGAGCUGCAGCACCGCGCCUCGGGAGAGCCCAGGGUCAAGGCGCCGUCUCGCCGCAGGCCGCAGCUUCUCGAUCUGACCCAAGCGCAUUCUCUGCGCUCCCAGCUUCGUCUGCUGCUGCCCAUGUUGCCCGUAGCCCCUUGCCCCAUCGUGGUGACUCGACUUGAGCCGCUCGCAGCCACGGUGGCGGCGGGGGUGUCUCUGGCCGAGGAGGCCGGGCUCCCAGUGGAUCCGGCCGGCCCCGGCUCCCCGGGUGGGCACAGCUCCCACGGCGUCCCUCGUGCGCCCGGGGGGGUCCCCAGUGACUCGGGUGCCACCGAGGCCUCCAGUGGUCGUCUGAGCUCCAAGAAUGUCUCCCCUUGCGAUGGGUACGGUGGAGACCCCGGAGGAAACCUCAACGGCCACGGUGGAGGCCACGGUGGAGGCCACGGUGGAGGUCACGGUGGAGGUCACGGUGGAGGUCUCAACGGCGCCGGCGGGGUCCCCGGCGGAGGCCGUCUGAUCGGCCGGGACGGCUCGUGCCACCUGCGCUGGGCUCCGCGGGGCCCUCGCGCCGCGCUGCGCCGCCUCGGGGACGUGUGGACGUCGCUGCUCGAGCUGCGCUGGGGCCUCAUGCUGCUCACGUUCGGCGCCACCUUCGCGCUCUCGUGGCUGCUCUUCGGCCUCGCCUGGUACGCGCUGGCGCUGCUGCACGGCGACCUGGGCCCCGGCAGGGAGGCGUCCGCGGGCCCCGUGUGCGUGCAGAAGCUCACGGGGCUGCUGACCGCCUUCUUGUUCGCCCUGGAGAGCCAGCUGACCAUCGGCUACGGGGCCAUGUACCCCGACCCCGAGGCGUGCCCCGCGGCCGCCGCGCUGCUGAGCGCGCACAUGGUGCUGGGACUCAUGCUGGACGCGCUCAUGACCGGAGCGUUCGUGGCCAAGAUCGCGCGCCCCAAGCUGCGCGCCGGCACCAUCCGCUUCAGCGGCGCGGCGGUGGUGUGGGGGGGCCGCGGGGAUCAGCGCCCCCGCCGCCGCCUCCUCGCGUUCCGCGUCGCCAACCUGCGCCCGUCGGCGCUGCUGGACGUGACCGUGACGGCCGUGCUCUACCGCUCGCGGCCGGGCCGCCCGCUCCGCCAGAGCGCCGUCGACUUCCAGCUGGACCGGCUGGGGGCCCGGCCCUGCCCCUACUUCCUCUUCCCGCUGACCUUCCACCACGAGCUGGGCCCCGACAGCCCCCUGCUGCCGCUGCUGCGAGAGCGGAGGUGGCCGGACGAGCACGUGGAGCUCGCCGUGUUCCUGCAGGCCACCUGCGAGGGCUCGGGCACCGUCUGCCGUCAGAGGACCUCGUACCUGAGGUCGGAGGUCCUGGUCGAUCGGCUGUUCGCGCCGAUCGGCUGUCGAUGUGGAGCGCGGCAUCAUGGACCUGUCGUUGUUCGACGUGACGGUGGCGGAGGAGGAGAGUGGCGUCUAGUGGACGCUCACGGAGUCUCAGCGAUGACACGAGUCGACGCGGUGUGGGGGGGGGGGGGCUCGCACCGCUUGAUCCGGCUACGAAUCCAAUCGCCUCCGCGGUCAUCAUCGCCGCCGGCACACGCGGCCAAAGUCUGGCAUCUCUCAUCGCUUGCAAGCCAGCUUCGCUACUGCUGUGCAGAAUAGCAGCACAUGCGACAGUGAAAUUACUCAGGGAUGUUAAGAGCAAAGAUCUAAAUUACUCCAGCGGUUCUCUGCUAAUGAACUGGCCCGAAGCGAAGCACUAACUGCCUACAAGUGGCAUUUUCUGUUUACCGUAUGCGUUGCUUAAAUGAAUGUGAUCUGUAGGUUUCGUUCGUCGCGAGUGACGGUGUGCCGCGUGCCCACGUCCGACCGUGGCACCUGUGGCUCGCCCUGCAAUGCAAUUAAAGUCUCGAGUGUGGUCCGUCCCA
Messenger RNA from Lethenteron reissneri (Far Eastern brook lamprey), 2189 nucleotides. RefSeq lists its product as uncharacterized. NCBI's taxonomy places the organism in Eukaryota, Metazoa, Chordata, Hyperoartia, Petromyzontiformes, Petromyzontidae. Gene Ontology annotation, biological process: potassium ion import across plasma membrane; regulation of monoatomic ion transmembrane transport. The record is from RefSeq and is a predicted model, not a curated record. Gene Ontology annotation, cellular component: plasma membrane. Gene Ontology annotation, molecular function: inward rectifier potassium channel activity.